AUGCCAGCCACUGUAGAAUCAACAUCAGAAAAAGCCAAGGAGCCAGAGAAGCCGGCUGGAGAGGCGGUGGCUGAGCAAUCCCCACAAUUGGAAGUACCCAAAUAUGCAAAGUACAUCAAGGACAUUGUGGCGAAUAAAAGGAGGCUGACCGAGUUCGAGACUGUGGCACUCACUGAGGAGUGCAGUUCCAGAAUUCAAGGCAAGUUACCUCAGAAAUUGAAGGAUCCAGGUAGUUUCACUAUCCAAAUCACGAUUGGUAAAGAUGCUGUUAGGCGAGCUCUAUGUGACCUUGGAGCAAGCAUCAAUUUGAUGCCGCUAUCUAUAUUCAGACAGUUGGGGUUGGGUGAACCACGCCCAACCACCGUUAUCUUACAGUUAGCUGACCGCUCCCUUGCUCAUCCUGAGGGAGUAAUUGAAGAUGUGCUUGUCCAAGUGGGGUCUUUUAUAUUCCCAGCUGAUUUCAUCAUCCUGGAUUACGAGCCUGAUCAGGAAGUCCCAUUUAUUUUGGGGCGUCCAUUCUUAGCCACGGGCCGAGCUAUUAUUGAUGUUUGUGAAGGAAAGAUGACGAUGAGAGUGGGUGAUCGAGUGGAGGUCUUCAACGUUUAUAGAGCACUCCAGUUACCAGCCUACUAUGAAGAAUUGUCCAUGAUCUCUGUGGUAGAAGGUGAUGCCACGUCGUUAGUACCUUAUAUGAGCCCUGCAGAUCUUGUUGAACGAGUAUUGAUUGGGGACGUAGAAAAUGGUGAAGAUGAUAGGAUGGGAGAGAUUGAGCAAGUGCUGGAUAUGUCAUGCAGUUAUGUACAUGGGAUUAGAAAAUUUGAAGAGUUGGACAGGCCUGUCACUCUGACCCUCCCCAGGCCAUCUAUUGAAGAAGCGCUGAAGCUAGAACUCAAGCCACUUCCAGCGCAUCUGCGUUAUGCUUAUUUGGGGAACUCAGAGACACUGCCCGUGAUUAUUUCAUCCAGCUUGACCAGCACUCAAGAAGAAAAAUUGCUCAGAGACCUCCGCGAGCAUAAAAGGGCCAUUGGGUGGACUAUAGCUGACAUCAAGGGCAUUAGUCCAUCGUUUUGCAUGCAUAAAAUCUUUCUAGAGGACGGACACCGCCCCAGUGUAGAGCAGCAAAGGAGAUUAAAUCCCAUUAUGAAGGAGGUGGUGAAAAAGGAAGUAAUCAAGUUGCUCGAUGCAGGUAUCAUUUUUCCUAUUUCUGAUAGCAACUGGGUAAGCCCGGUUCAAUGUGUGCCCAAAAAGGGAGGAAUGACUGUAGUUGAGAACGAGAAGAAUGAGCUAAUCCCCACUCGCACUGUUACGGGCUGGAGAGUCUGCAUUGAUUAUAGAAGGCUGCUUGAAAAAGAUGUCUCUUUCAAUUUUGAUGAUUCUUUCCUCAACGCAUUUGAGGAACUUAAAAAGAAGUUGGUGACUGCCCCCAUUAUUGUGGCACCUGAUUGGUCUCUACCAUUUGAACUUAUGUGUGAUGCGAGUGACCUUGCUAUUGGGGCAGUGCUAGGCCAGAGAAAGGACAAGAUGUUUUAUUCUAUCUACUAUGCGAGUAAGACUCUUGAUGAUGCACAACAGAAUUACACCACCACUGAGAAGGAGUUGUUAGCCGUUGUGUGGGCCUUUGAGAAAUUCCGGGCAUACUUGGCGGGAACGAAAGUCAUAGUCCAUACGGAUCAUGCAACAAUCAGGUAUUUGUUUACAAAAAAGGAAUCCAAAGCUCGUUUGAUGCGCUGGGUUUUGUUGCUGCUGGAAUUUGAUGUUGAAAUACGAGAUCGAAAGGGGACAGAGAACCAAGUAGUUGAUCAUCUAUCACGGUUGGAAAAUCAUGAUCACGUGGAGGAGGGUGGCCAAAUUAAAGAAAUGUUCCCUGAUGAGCAACUUUUUGCUAUAACCCAAGACUCUCCCCCAUGGUAUGCAGACUAUGUGAAUUAUCUUCAAUGUGCUGAUCAGUUGAUGAGGAGAUGCAUUCCUGAAAAAGAGGUGGAAUUAGUGUUGUAUGAUUGUCACGCAUCACCUUAUGGGGCCAUCAUGGAGGAGAUAGAACAGUUGCAAAGGUGUUACAAUCCGGCCUCUUUUGGCCAACCUUAUUCAAGGAUGCGCAUGCAUUCGUUAAGAAAUUUUAUGGGGCCAUUUCCGCCGUCCAGAGGAAACAAAUAUAUUUUGCUAGCCGUUGACUAUGUGUCAAAAUGGGUGGAGGCAAUUGCUUUGCCAACCAAUGAUGCCAUGGUGGUAGCUGCUUUCGUGAAAAAGAACAUAUUCUCGAGAUUUGGGACUCCACGGGCUUUAAUCAGUGAUGAAGGGACUCAUUUUUGCAAUUGA
This is a messenger RNA of Nicotiana attenuata, 2316 nucleotides long. RefSeq lists its product as uncharacterized. The record is from RefSeq and is a predicted model, not a curated record. The coding region runs from base 1 to 2316 and encodes 771 amino acids. Gene Ontology annotation, biological process: DNA integration. The transcript is spliced from 5 exons. Gene Ontology annotation, molecular function: nucleic acid binding. NCBI's taxonomy places the organism in Eukaryota, Viridiplantae, Streptophyta, Magnoliopsida, Solanales, Solanaceae.